AAACCUUAACCAUUCUUCAAAAACAUCUGAAUUCUACUCCUUUAAACCUUAUGCUAUGAAUGGUCCUAUUAAAUAUGAACCUUUUUUCUCUUAGACAUGAACCCUGAUCCUACUAAACCUGACUCUGCUCCUCUUAAACCUAAACUCUGCUCCUCAAAAAUCUGAGAUCCUUUCCUGCUGAAUCUGAAACCUGCUCCUCCUAAACCUGAACUCUGCCCCUCUUAAACCUAAAUCCUGCUCCAACUAAGCCUAAACCCUGCUCCUCCUAAACCUGAACCCUGCUCCUACUAAACCUGGACCCUGGUUUAGAAACCAAAUCUUCUAUUUCUAGACAUAUAUGGUUUGUUGAUGAAGACAGGAUCUUAAUACUGCUGUAACGUAACAGGAAGAGAAGUCAGGGUUAAUCCUUAUGUAUUUAGAAGUAUAGCAGGAUGGGAAAUGCUCUCGGCUGCGGGGUUUCAUGUAAAAAUCAAUACUCAAGAGAAAAUUCGUUUACUGCUCCGCCACUAAGAGGUCCUGAUAGGGAUUUUGGUGUACAGCCCCUUCAUCAAGGUGUACAGCCCCUUCAUCAAGGUGUUCAACCCCUUCAUCAAGGAGUUCAGCACCUUCAUCAAGGUGUUCAACCCCCGCAUCAGAUGGUGGGUGUUGGAGAAACAGCUCGGUCUAGAUUACAAGAGCAGCAGCAGCAUCUUCCAGACAUACUUGCAGCAGGAGCUUCUCAGAAGCUGCUUCAUGCUCUAGCUCAAGCUGCUCUUCAUCUAGGAUUAUCAUUUACAAGUUUUAGUGAUCAUGAUUCUGUGAUUUCAACCCAUACGGAGAAAGGUCAAACUCUUAUCAUACUGGACCUCAAACCUGGAGAUAAUUACCAACCUGAACCUAUACUCAGAUAUUUACGAAAUUCCGGAAAUUUUGAAGACUGUGUGAUAGUUGGUGUACUGGAGAAACAAAAGUUAGAACACUAUGAUACUGCUGUUAUAUCGUGGGUAGAUCUAGGAAUUAAUCAGAUCGUUCUGGAGAGUGUAUAUGAAGUGUACUGGAUCAACCAGCUGGUUCAGCUACUCCAUGGACCGGUCAGGUUGCUCCAGCUACAACAGACUACAAGGAUACUCUACAAAGCUCUAGAUAAAACCAGAGAUAUCGUUCAAAUCACAGACAAGGAAGAUAAGGUGGUUUGGGUCAAUCAUAGAGCAGAGAAGGAGCUAGGAUGGUUUAAAGAGGAACUAGUUGGCAAAAACCUUUCCACUCUUCAGACAACAGGACAUAGAGAUAUCAUGAAUUCUGAUAAUUCUCCUGCAGAGGUGGACCAGGUUCUACAUAAACGACUUGUAGAGGGCAAGGAAUGGGAGGGACCUAUAAACUGUCAGAGAAAGACCGGGGAUUAUGUUCCUCUCUCUGCAAAGGUUAUCCCUGUAUCCUUCUCAAAUCUAAGGAAGCUAGAUCAGAUCUUAUAUAUAAAGCAUGUUGUCUCCUCUCCAACUCCAUUCAGACAUAAUCGACAUUCUAUCCGUCGCCCCAGUGCAGAGAUCACAGCGCUACCUAAUCAUGAAGCUCGUCGACGAAGUAGCGGGAAGCCACAUCCUGCAGCUAUGGAAGCUCCAAUAAAUAAGGUUUUGAAUAUUAUCCUGGCGGCACAGGAGAACCAGCCCCUGUACAUAGCACAGGCACUAGAUAAGGUUGUUGAUAUACUGAAGAGUAGUGGGAGUAGUGAGCUGUUUAACCCGGACGUAGAGGAGGAGGACGGUCGAACAGGACGGAGUCAUGAUCUUGUCACAAAGGAUCUAUUCGGAGCUCUUUUAGCGAAUCCAAGAGUUGAAGUUCCGAAACACCAGCUUAGACGAACCUCCAUUGAUAAGAUCGUGAGUUUUUCUCCUCGACCCUCCCUUCCCACUCUUGAGGUUACGCCUGUACAGAUUGGAGAACUCUUUAACACUGCGAUAGAUUGGGGAUUCGAUAUUUUCAAACUAGAGGAGGUCACAGAACGCAGGCCUCUUCUCUGGCUUGGUAUGAAUAUACUCCAGAGGUUUGAUGUUACCACUACCCUGGGUAUAGAGGAGAGUAUACUGCAGAACUGGUUAAAUAUGAUCGAAGCAAACUAUCAUUCAUCAAACUCAUAUCAUAACUCUACACAUGCUGCAGAUGUACUACAGGCUUCUGCUUUCUUUUUAGAACAAUCCAGAAUACAGGAAAUGUUUGAUCCUAUUGACGAACUUAUAAUUCUCAUCGGAGCAAUCAUCCAUGAUGUUGAUCACCCGGGUCGUAACAGUGCCUACCUCAUAAACUCUGGCAGCCAGUUGGCAGUACUGUACAAUGAUACAACUGUACUUGAAAACCAUCAUUGUGCACUAGGAUACAAACUAACAAUCUCACAUGAAUCUGUUAACAUUUUUCAGAAUCUUGACAGUGACACGUACAAGACGGUGCGAAAGGGACUUAUCGACACCGUCCUCGCCACCGACAUGUCCAAGCACUUCAUCCACGUCAACAAGUUCACAACAGCCAUCUGUAGCAGGGACAUUGAGGAGAAGGGACCACCAAAAAAGGCAUUGAGUGAGGUAGAGGAGAAGGGUAUAAUCAGACGGAUGUUGAUCAAGUGUGCAGAUGUAUCUAAUCCUGCUCGAACCCUCAACCUUUGUAAAGAAUGGGCUGUCAGGAUAGCAGAGGAAUAUUUUACACAGACUGCUGAGGAGAAGAGUAUGGGUUUACCUGUAGUUAUGCCUCAGUUUGAUAGAACCACAUGUUCUAUACCACAAUCACAAAUAGGAUUCUACGAUUACUUUAUUCUUUCUAUGUUCGACGCCUGGGCAGGGUAUAUUAACAGCAGUGAGCUGAUGGAGAAUAUAGAGGAGAACUAUGAAUACUGGAAGAAGAAGCUGGCUGAGGAACAGGAAGCGGAGAGAAAACUAAACUCACGAGGAGAGAAGAUUAAUAAGCUGAGAGCUGCCAGGGAAAGAAGAGAAACUGAACCGUCCUCACCUUCUCCGACCUGUCCAACCUCACCAGCCUCCCCUGCCUCAACGAUUACAUCUGAUAUUAACAACCCGGAGUCCAAUUCGUUGAAAAGUGAACCCAGAGACGUGGUGUCUCCCAACCCUGAGAAGGUUCUUGAUCCAGUUUUAGCAACGUCUCCAAUCCCGGAGAAAAUACCGUCUCCGGUCCCGUCUAAUCCUUUAACCCCAGAGCGAAUUCUGGAUCCUGCUCCGUCUUGACAAACCAAGGUGGAUUCAGCUUCAACCCUACCUUAACAUACAUGGUUCGUUCUUAUUGAUAGGAUCUUGGUCUGAUAUUGAGUAUUUUGUGAGACAAAAACUGUAAACCUAGUUAGCUAGAUUUUAUUGCUAGUUUAAGUUCUAUACAGUGUACAAUUAAACACAGGGUGUUAAAGAAUGUCAUCUUUAUAUUAUUGUAAAAAUUUGAAUUAUUUGAAAGCCGGUACUGGUCUACCAAUUUCAUAAACCCAUAAUCAUUUUUUCUUCUUGUUUACAUGAUUUAAUUGUUUCACAUUCACAUCUACAAACUUUUUUCUGAAUCGAUAUUUAAUUGUAUAAAGCAAAUUAAAUUACAUUCAUAUCAUUCAGUCAUUCAUAUCAACUAAGCUAUAUCAGUAUCUCUAUGAUAUAAAGCCAUAUGGUAUCAUCACAUCAUUCUGGAGAUAUACAUUGUUUUAAUUGACGUUUCCCAUAUUUUUUCAGCUUCAUUAUAGGAAUUUCGAUUUUAUUUUUAUUUUUAAAAAAUCUUAUUAGGAAAAACUACAAUUAGCGGGGAAAUCUAUAAGAAGCAAUAUAAUCAUAAUUUAACUGGGGUUUAUGAAUUGUCUCCCUUCCCCGAGGGGUGUUGUGAGAUCUUAAUUUAAAAUAUUUUUUUAAUGCUAUACAAGACAAAAUAAAAAAACCUUGAGCCAUCAAUCCAAAGGUCAAAGAACACAUUUAGCAUUUCUUAAUAAGUGUGUGUAAAAAAACGAAAAAUUAAAGGAAAGUAGAAAAAGGGAUUGUUUGUUAAUAAAUUUCUAUAAAUUG
Molecule: messenger RNA, 4013 nt
Organism: Eurytemora carolleeae
Lineage: Eukaryota; Metazoa; Arthropoda; Copepoda; Calanoida; Temoridae
Product: high affinity cAMP-specific and IBMX-insensitive 3',5'-cyclic phosphodiesterase 8A
Exons: 24
Coding region: 432-3206 (924 amino acids)
Biological process (GO): positive regulation of ERK1 and ERK2 cascade; signal transduction
Molecular function (GO): 3',5'-cyclic-nucleotide phosphodiesterase activity
Source: RefSeq, a predicted model, not a curated record